AUGAAUUGCAUUCAAGCUAAGCCAACUUCUAAAAACAAGAACUCUUCACAAAAUGCUAAUAUAAUAAAUUUUAUUAAUAAGAAAGCUGAAAAAACUAAAAAAUUUGACAAUAAAGGUGCUAAAAUUCCUAAUAAUAUUAUAUUGCAAUUGUUGAUACAAAGAACUCAGCAAAGAAAUUCUGAAGAUCUAGCCAUAAAAUUUUAA
Messenger RNA from Blepharisma stoltei, 204 nucleotides. Lineage: Eukaryota; Ciliophora; Heterotrichea; Heterotrichida; Blepharismidae. The record is from the annotation of a GenBank genome assembly.